This is a messenger RNA of Lactuca sativa (garden lettuce), 1251 nucleotides long. RefSeq lists its product as uncharacterized. The record is from RefSeq and is a predicted model, not a curated record. NCBI's taxonomy places the organism in Eukaryota, Viridiplantae, Streptophyta, Magnoliopsida, Asterales, Asteraceae.
AUGGCCCUCAAUAUUUCCCAUUUAUGCUUUGCUGAUGAUCUGUUGGUUUUCUCUUAUGGUAAUGGGAAUUCGGUCAGAAUUAUAAGGGAUGCCCUUGAUGAAUUCAAAAAGGUUUCAGGGUUGAAGAUUAAGAUGACAAUUUUCAAUUCGAAAAGUAAGACUUUAUCGUUUGCUGGCAGGUUGCAACUCAUUAACUCUGUUUUAACAUCCAUUCAUGUUUAUUGGGCUUCAAUCUUUAAAAUUCCCAUUGCUACUAUUAAUGAGAUUGAAAAGAUGUGCAGAAGUUUCUUAUGGGCUAAUGGUGAGAUAGUUAAAGGGAAAGCUAAAGUCAAGUGGCAUGAUAUUUGCAAGCCUAAGGAGUAUGGUGGUCUGGGAAUCAAGAAUUUAAGGAGAUGGAAUGAUGCUUUACUUGCUAAACAUAUUUGGAAUGUGAUUAAUAAUAAAAAUUCUCUGUGGGUGCAGUGGGUUAGAAUCAAUUAUAUAGGUAGCAGAAAUUUUUGGGAUAUUUUGCAGAAAAGGAGUAUGAGCUGGACAUGGAAGAGGUUUUUGGAGAUAAUGAAAAUUUUUAGGCCUCAUGUUGUUUCGUGUGUGGGAAAUGGGAGGAACACAUCUCUAUGGCAUGAUUGGUGGCACCCAAUUAGUAUUCUAUGUACUAUUAUAUCUAGAAGAGAUUGGGUUAGCAAUGGGCUUAGUGAUUCAUCUUUGGUCAGUGAUGUUCUUGAUUUUGAUACUUAUUCCUGGCCGGUUGAAUGGGUUAAUAAAUUCCCUGGAUUGAAAGAAGCACCCAUGUUUUCUAUUGAUUCUAAUAUGAGCGAUGUUGCAGGUUGGAGGGAUAAGAAGGGUAUAUGUAAAAAAAUUUCAUGUAAACAGGUGUGGAGUGAUAUAAAUAACUUUGGAAACAAAGUUCCUUGGCAUGAUAUUGUCUGGAUCGGGUUAGAGGAUGGGAAGUGGCUGGUAACUUACUGUGUCCGUUCUGUGAAAUUGUGCCUGAUUCUCAUAAUCAUUUGUUCUUUAAUUGUGAUUAUAGCAUCAGAAUUUGGAGGUAUUUCUGCAAUAAGCUGUGUUGCUCAUAUUUGGAGGGAGAGAAACUCUAGACUUUUUAGUUCUAGAAGUAAUUCGGUUGAGGGGGUUAUAGCUAGUAUUGAAAAUGAGAUUCGGUUAAAACUGUUGGGUUUAAGGAAAAGGGCUAAAAUGCGGAGGCAGUUUAAAGUGGGUGAUCUUAUCGCUGAAACUUGGUGGGGGUAUUUUUGA